AAAUUGUCUACAUUGGUACAUUAAAUCCUCAACACCUUCAUGUUUCGAAAUUGAUGCUCAACAAUGGAAAGCACGUACUAUGUGAAAAACCUUUGACUCUUAACUCCAAGCAGUGUUCUGAGUUAAUAGAACUGGCGGAGAAAAAAAAUUUGUUCCUUAUGGAGGCCGUUUGGAGUAGAUGCUUUCCAAUUUAUGAUGUGAUUAAGAAAGAAAUCGAAUCUGGAAAUAUCGGAGAUGUCAUGCAAGUUAUUGUUAGUUUUGGAUUCAAGUUGGAUCAAGUGGACAGGGUCAGUUUAAAACGAUAUGGAGGUGGCACUAUAUUUGAUUUGGGAGUAUAUGUUCUUGAAUUUGCCAGUUUUAUAUUUAAUGGCGAGGAACCUACUGUCAUUAAAGCAGCAGGACACUUAAAUGAUGAUGGCGUUGACGUAUCCGUUUCUGCAACAUUAACAUAUAAGAAUAAGCGUACCGCAAUAGUUUUGACACAUUCUAUCGUAAAAUUAGAAAACGAGGCUCAGAUUAUCGGUACAAGGGGCACAAUUAAGGUACCAGACUUCUGGUGUCCAAUCAAAAUUGAGCUACCCACAGGAAAGGUCGAAAUACCGUUACCAAAAGCAGCACAUCUAUUCAACUUUUACAAUAGUGCAGGUUUGCGCUAUGAAGCCAUCGAAGCUCGCGCUUGUCUGAAAGCUGGUAUGUUGUUGCAAGACAUUCUGUAUGCUGUGCGUUUUCCAUUUACUCAAGGUGAACUGACAUAA
Messenger RNA from Cephus cinctus (wheat stem sawfly), 755 nucleotides. Its product is annotated as trans-1,2-dihydrobenzene-1,2-diol dehydrogenase-like. Bases 54 to 755 code for a protein of 233 amino acids. The transcript is spliced from 2 exons. Gene Ontology annotation, molecular function: hydroxymethylglutaryl-CoA reductase (NADPH) activity; nucleotide binding. NCBI's taxonomy places the organism in Eukaryota, Metazoa, Arthropoda, Insecta, Hymenoptera, Cephidae. The record is from RefSeq and is a predicted model, not a curated record.